This is a messenger RNA of Seminavis robusta, 400 nucleotides long. The record is from the annotation of a GenBank genome assembly. Lineage: Eukaryota; Bacillariophyta; Bacillariophyceae; Naviculales; Naviculaceae.
CAACAGUUAGUUGUCAAAGGAUAUCUGACAACAAACCAAGAAGACCAUGAACCUCUCCAACCUCUUGAUCGCAGGCUGCCUGCUGGUACCCUGGACGCCAAGGCUUGUCAAUGGUUGGUCCGUGGGUGGAAGAGAGUCUGUGGGGCAACAAUGCGGUGUUGAAAAUAAGGAUCGUCGGUCGUUUCUAAAGCUGGUGCCCACCGUGGCUUCCAUUGUGUUGACACAGAACAUUCAACCGUCAUUUGCGAAAGAAGCGGUUGGUUUGGAGGAACCGCCAUCCGCCAAUCUCUCUGGUGAUGCCAAAAAGCUCUUUAAUGAUGGACGAGUGUUUGAGUCGCAAGGAAACAUGGCCGCUGCUCAGCGUCUAUACGCCAAAGUCACAAAGAUUGAGCCACGGUAA